AUGGACUCUUUUCUUAGACGUCCAAAGCGAAAAUCGAUCCAUGUUGAUGCUACCGCAAAAUCGGAACCAGCACUGGAAGACGUCGAGGAGUCGACAGAGAUUAAACUUGCCAUGCUAUCCUCUCUACAUCCCCUUGUUGAACAGGAAAGGCUUUUGGAUGUCCUCUUAGCCCACGAUGGCUCCGUUAGUCAGGCGUCGGCAUCUCUCAAAUCUUUUCGUCCCGGGAUGAAGAAGAAUGGUACUAUAGGAUUCCAGCAGUCUCUAAGACAGUACGCAAAACCUAGCCAAGAUGCACCUCAGUCGUCACCUAAGAAGAAGACAAAAAAAGGUAGCACGCUACAUCUGUACGAUCCAAAGGAUGUUGCAGAGAACACACCAUGCACCAUUAUCCACAAUUUCCUCCCAGCUGAAUUAGCAGAUGAUCUCUUAUACGAGUUAUUGAACGAGGCGAAAACGUUUGCGCCAAUCACAUUCAAACUGUUUGAGAAUGUCGUGACUAGCCCACACACAUCGUGCCUAUUUCUCGAAUCCUAUGAGAAAAUCCAAGAGCAAAAACACGACUAUUAUUACAAUGGGGGCAUGCUUGAUGAUGUGCGCCAGCUCACGCCAACACUUGCUAAAGUGAAGCCGAUUGUCCAAGAGACUGUCAACGAACAAAUUGAAUCCCGCAUAAAGACUUGUUACCCUGGAGGCAAAAAAUUGAAACACCAACCAUCCAAACCAUGGGCGCCGAAUGCUGCGUUCGUCAACUGCUACGACGGCGCACAGCAGAGCGUAGGGUGGCACAGUGACCAUCUUACAUACCUAGGUCCUCGUGCUGUCAUCGGAUCCAUCUCCCUAGGUGUAGCACGGGAAUUUCGUGUCCGUAAGAUUUUACCUCGAGAUGCAGAAACAAAGCGUCCAGACGAUGCAGAUGGCGAGGGUCAAAUAUCAAUACACCUACCACAUAACUCCCUCCUUGUGAUGCACGCAGAGAUGCAAGAAGACUGGAAGCAUUCCAUCUCACCUGCCCUGUCCAUUGAUCCACAUCCAAUCGCUGGGAACAAACGCAUUAAUAUCACGUAUCGAGAUUAUCGGGCAGAGAUGCAUCCGUCACUCACCCCGAGAUGCCGCUGCAAUGUCCCUUGCGUGCUCCGAGUGGUACAGCGAAAGAAAGACAACCACGGAAAAUACUUUUGGAUGUGCUAUGCAAACGCUAUUCCUGACAAAGAGGGGUGUACGUUCUUUGAAUGGGCUGAAUUUGAUGACGAAGGAGUCCCUAUUCGCAAAAAAGGAACGGCGAAGCCGCCUUAA
Molecule: messenger RNA, 1293 nt
Organism: Trichoderma asperellum CBS 433.97
Lineage: Eukaryota; Fungi; Ascomycota; Sordariomycetes; Hypocreales; Hypocreaceae
Biological process (GO): DNA repair; DNA alkylation repair
Cellular component (GO): nucleus
Molecular function (GO): zinc ion binding; dioxygenase activity
Source: RefSeq, a predicted model, not a curated record